CGGAGCUGCGAGGCGCCAGCGAGGAGCAGGCGGGCGGGCCGGCGGGCGCGAGGCGGAGCGCGGGCGGCCGGGGAAGCUCGAAGGGCGGACGGCAGCGGCAAGCCAUCGGCCCGGGGCUGCGGGAGCCGGAGACCGCGGCGGCGGCGGCUGCUGCUGCAGGAGAAGCCGAGGGGACACCGCCCCUGCCCGCGCCCUGCCUCAGGCCAUCGCUGCUCCCCCGGGGCCCCGCGCGGACUAGUCUCCGUGAAGUGUCACGAUGUCUGACCGGAAGGCAGUGAUCAAGAACGCAGACAUGUCUGAGGACAUGCAACAGGAUGCCGUUGACUGCGCCACGCAGGCUAUGGAGAAGUACAACAUAGAGAAGGACAUUGCUGCUUAUAUCAAGAAGGAAUUUGACAAGAAAUACAACCCUACCUGGCAUUGUAUCGUGGGCCGAAAUUUUGGCAGCUAUGUUACACAUGAGACAAAGCACUUCAUCUAUUUUUACUUGGGUCAAGUUGCAAUCCUCCUCUUCAAGUCAGGCUAGGUGGCCACAGUGAAGGUGUCAGUGGCGGCGGCAGCGAUGGCAGGCGGCGUUGCUGGGACUGUUUUGCACUGGGGCCAGCAUCAGGAUGUCCUCUCCAAUGGCUGUGCUACUGCAUGGACUGUAUACUCGAUUUCAUGUGUAUGUCGCAGUAAACAAAACCAAACUUCUUUCUGUUUAGUUGCCUGGGGAAGAAGGCUGCUUUAUGUUUAUUUUUCAAGACUUUAAAAUUUUUUUCUUUGGUUGUAUUGCACUAGGAAAUCUCUCCCAUCCCUCCCUCUUCUCUUUCUCUCCCUACAUAUAAUAAAAAGCCCUCAACGAAGCCUGAAAGACGGGAGGGCUAGGGGAGAGAAAUCAGUUUCUGGAGGCGGAACUCAAACUGUGCAGCUGCCUCCUCCUGGUGGUGGGUGCUGCUUUGGGAGGUCCAGGGAGGCUCCAGGGGACAGCAUAAGGGUUGGCAAGGAGAGAGGGAUAGGAAGGAGGGUGGGGGAUUGAUCUAGUACCAGGGAGAAUAUUCCACUGAACUGUGAUUCCACGGCUUGGGGCAGAGGGUAGGGUGGGGUGGGGGGUGGAUUCUUUAAGGGGCCCUGAGACGUGUUUGUCUGUGGUGUGUGGGAGUGGGGAGCAGACUUGUCUUGCUGUCUUUGUCAGAAGAGUUUCUAAGUAAGGGCUGUGUCUUUGUGGAUUACCUUCUUUUAUUCUUCCUGCCAGAGCUCAUGCUAGGAGGAUGUUGGGGGUAGGAUUAGCUUGAUUUUUCUCUAUUCAUUCUUCUCUCCUUCUGUCUGCUCCCUGCUUAGCCCUCGGUUUUCUCAUUCCUCUGGAGUUCUCUUAAAGCAGCCCCUGUUAGUUGGCUGGCAAGGGAAUUUCUGGUGACUGUAGUUCCUUAGUUAAGUCUUAGCAAUCAAACCAAAUCAAUGUCUCCCUUGAUUCUCCUCUGUAUAUCUGUGUGUAUGUAUGUGUGUGUCUUGGUUUGGGGUAGAGGGGAGGGAGGGGCAGGACAGUGUGGAAUCUCUAGGGUGUAUGCAUAGGUAGCCUACACGGUUAGUUCUAAUUGGGCCUUUAUGUUAAAAACCUCUGGGGGUGUCUGCUUUGGGGGUGAAGACUGGUCAAGCCCCUUAGGCCAUCUGGCCCAGAUACUACUUGGCCUAUGGCUGUCUGCUUCCCAGAAGGCUUUAGGAGAAUAGCCCAUGAGGAGAUGACCAUGAUGCCAUCUGCUCUGGAACUGAUUCUCAGUGACUUUGGGGUGACUUUGUGGGGGAAAGUGACUUUGUGGGUGGUUGCAGCCUCUUGUGGGAGGUGGGGAUGGAAGUGAUAGAGGGCUGCAAGGACCUUUGGGGGAACUUCAGAAGGGAUUAGUCUUACAGUGGUGGAGCCCAGGUAUCAGGAGAUGGAGCAGGGCCCCUAGUGGGAGGAGAUUCCAAGGAGAGUGCAGGGGGAAAUCUUGUCUGUUGGUCAAACAGGGAUGGGGGGGGGGGCGGGGGAGUCAUUGCCGACUGAGCUGCUGAUUCUUGUAAAUCGCAUUUAAAACUCAUCUGUAGGGUUGGCACUCUGGGAGGGGGGUGGUUGGGAUCCAGCUCAUUCAUUCUUUUCUUUUUUUCCCCUGAGUCCAUCCUUGGGGCCUGGGGAGGCAGGAAAAUGCCCCCUCCCCAAGCCUUUAGUGUGUGCUGAGCUUUCUCUUUGAUGCUGACAGGGGAGGGUGGGUACUGGGAUGGUGAAUGAGUUCCCUAUAUCAAACCCUUCAGUGGGCACAAGAUUGAGUGCUUGGUUUUAGGUUUUAUUUUUUUAUGAAUGUCCAAAUCUGUGUUUCCCCCUGCCUUCCCAGACUUGUGUGGCCAGUUGGAAAUGUCUGGUUUGUGUUCAUCUCUCCCUCGUUUCUGGAGCAGGGGCUCAGACCCCACCACAUCUCCUAUGCUCUGCAUCCAUGCCUCUUUUGGACAUUAAAGGUCGAAUGAUGCACUUCUGA
This is a messenger RNA of Canis lupus familiaris (dog), 2486 nucleotides long. RefSeq names its product dynein light chain LC8-type 2 (gene DYNLL2). Lineage: Eukaryota; Metazoa; Chordata; Mammalia; Carnivora; Canidae. The transcript is spliced from 3 exons. Gene Ontology annotation, molecular function: dynein intermediate chain binding; dynein light intermediate chain binding. The coding region runs from base 257 to 526 and encodes 89 amino acids. The record is from RefSeq and is a predicted model, not a curated record. Gene Ontology annotation, biological process: microtubule-based process; cilium assembly. Gene Ontology annotation, cellular component: cytoplasmic dynein complex.